This is a messenger RNA of Penicillium argentinense, 2598 nucleotides long. RefSeq names its product Sad1/UNC domain protein. The transcript has a single exon. Lineage: Eukaryota; Fungi; Ascomycota; Eurotiomycetes; Eurotiales; Aspergillaceae. Gene Ontology annotation, biological process: protein folding in endoplasmic reticulum. The record is from RefSeq and is a predicted model, not a curated record. The coding region runs from base 1 to 2598 and encodes 865 amino acids. Gene Ontology annotation, cellular component: membrane; cytoplasm.
AUGUUGGUCGCGCAGAUAGGCUGGAUAUGCCGGGCUCUGGUUGUUCUCGCAAAUCUGUCUAUUGUGACCGGAAACUCUGCUGCCCAGAUCUCCACGCAAGCUCCUGAACGUGCGACGGCUCUUGAGAGGAUAUGCCCUACCAAAAGCGACUGGGAAGUUGAAGCAGAGCUGUUCCAGUACCCUAUCUGUCUCGAGACUCACUGGGGGAGAAGGGGACAAGAACUUCAUUUCGACCCAACAUCACCGGGUACUAUUAUUGGAAACAAUACCGUGGCGGCCGACUCUGUAACAGCAGCAGCAAGCUCUGCUGAGCCCGCUGCCACGCAGAGUUCAGAGCAGGAGCACGAUGCGGAUUCUCUUCUGGAUAGUGCGAGCUUCCUCUCCUUCGAGGAUUGGAAGAAACAAAAUCUGGCCAAGGUUGGACAAUCGGCUGAUAAUGUUGGAGGGAGUCGACGGUCGGUGGCGGCUGGUAAAGAGAGCCGUCGACAACCGGGCAUUAAUAAUGCAUUGGACUCGCUAGGGGAUGAUGCAGAAAUUGAAUUGGAUUUUGGUGGGUUUGGCGCCGAGACACCUGAAGCCAGUCCCACGGCUUGGGGUACGCCGAUUUCAUCGCAGUAUCCUGACAAUACGAAUAAGGAUAUGAACCGUGAAGUCCAGGUGCAGGGUAUUCCGCAGGCGGAUGUCUCGCGGCGGAAGGAUGCUGGUACCACUUGCAAGGAACGGUUCAAUUAUGCAUCCUUUGAUUGUGCGGCUACGGUACUUAAGACGAAUUCUGAGUGCAAAGGCUCGUCGUCUGUCCUUGUCGAAAACAAGGAUAGUUACAUGUUGAAUGAGUGUCGUGCUCAGAACAAGUUUCUCAUCCUUGAACUUUGCGAUGAUAUCCUGGUUGAUACGGUGGUGCUGGCCAACUACGAGUUCUUCAGUUCGAUCUUCCACACUUUCCGCGUCAGUGUUUCGGAUCGCUAUCCCGCGAAGCCAGAUCAGUGGAAAGAACUGGGUGUCUAUGAAGCACGAAAUACCCGCGAGGUGCAGGCAUUUGCGGUCGAAAACUCGCUUAUCUGGGCUCGAUAUCUUCGCAUCGAAUUCCUGACCCACUAUGGCCAUGAGUUCUACUGCCCCGUCAGUCUGAUCCGUAUUCACGGAACGACAAUGAUGGAGGAAUAUAAGCACGAUGAAAGCCACGGUCUGCCCGAAGCCGAGAUUGAGCAGCCAAUGGAGACCAGCCAGCAAAUUGGUACAUCCGAAGCCGAGAAUGUCCAACCUGUGGUUGAAGAGAUACAACCUGAAGUCACCAAGGCACAGAUAUGCCUCAAUCCUCUUACAGAGAUUGAAGCUGUUCUGCUAGGACUCUCCAUUGAAAGAUGUGGCAUGGAUGAAAAGCCUCCCAUGCCACCAAAAUCAGCGGCCGCCUCUAGCACAGGUCAGACAAAUGUACAGUCUCAUAUGAACUCCACCGCUAUAUUCGGGGACAUUGUCCCUGCAACGAACUCCGGCUCUUCUACACCACACAAGGCUGCCGAAGAUACUCGCAAAUCGAGCGAAUCUGCAAAGGUUAUGGCGACAACCCCCGACGCACCAGUCGCAGCUGUCGAGCCGGCUCAGCAGAAUUCCACCACCGAAAACACGGGGAAAUCAACACCAAAUCCGAAGGAGGAAGAGCAGCAGCAGCAGCAGCAGCAAACCGUGCCUCCAGAGUCAACCAGACCUACGCAACCUCCCGCCCCAAACCCGACCACCCAAGAAUCUUUCUACAAAUCCGUUCACAAACGAUUGCAAAUGCUCGAAUCCAACUCCACCCUAUCCCUGCUUUAUAUUGAAGAACAAUCACGGAUCUUGCGUGACGCUUUCAAUAAAGUUGAAAAGCGGCAACUCGCAAAGACAUCUAAUUUCCUCGAGAACCUGAAUGUCACCGUCCUCAGCGAGCUCAAAGAAUUCCGCGAGCAAUACGACCACGUCUGGAAGUCUGUCGCCUUUGAGUUUGAACAUCAACGUGUUCGCUACCACCAGGAGGUACAAUCCCUCAGUGGCCAACUGGGCGUUCUGGCAGAAGAACUCGUUUUCCAGAAACGAGUUCUUGUGGUCCAGAGCGUCAUGGUUCUGUGCUGCUUCACCAUGGUCUUAUUCUCGCGCGGAUCAGUGAGCAACUACAUGGAAUUCCCGCGGGUUCAGCGGAUGGUCGCUCGAUCUUAUAGUCUACGAUCUUCAUCGCCCAUCUACGAGUCCCCAUCAGCCAGUCCUGGCUCCACGCGUCCUUCCUCGUGUCGCGAGAAUGCCAGUCACCAGCGGAACCUGUCGGAUACUUCCUCUUCCCACGGUAGCCCCGCUAGCCCCAAUGUGGCCUACGUCCCACCGACACCGACGUCUGACGUCGAGCGGGAGAUGGAGGAUGACAAGGCUGAUCACGAUCAUCCUCGAUCGCCUGACUCGAUGCCACUACCCACGCUCGGGACAGCGCAAUUCCGUUCCCAGAGCACCCCGCCCGUAUUGAAUGGCCAUACGCCAGACCUUGAUUUGGACGAAGAAGAAGAGAGCGGGAUAUUAUCGUCCGAGAUCCAGGCCCCGACACCAACAGACAAGGGCCCGCCUCAAACGUCAUAG